Platichthys flesus (European flounder) is the source of this 3246-nucleotide messenger RNA. RefSeq names its product fibrous sheath CABYR-binding protein-like. The transcript is spliced from 7 exons. Lineage: Eukaryota; Metazoa; Chordata; Actinopteri; Pleuronectiformes; Pleuronectidae. Gene Ontology annotation, biological process: anterograde axonal transport. Gene Ontology annotation, cellular component: mitochondrion. The record is from RefSeq and is a predicted model, not a curated record. Bases 89 to 2086 code for a protein of 665 amino acids.
AUUGACUGCCCCUCCUCAAUGAUCUUUAAAAGCUGCAGGGAACACACGGUAACACGCACACUCGCUCAUUCACCUGCUUCCAGUAAAGAUGUUCUGCAGACGGGCAUGGCAGAGAGUCGGGCCGCUGGCACGCAAGGUCUUCGGACCCACAUCCAGAAAUCCUCCAGUGCGACACAUGGCCUUUGGGAUUCCUGGAGGCUCCACCAACAUGACGUACUAUCUUCUGGGUGGAGGAGGUCUCACUGCUGCUAUCGUCUAUGCUUAUAAGUCAGUGAGUGGUGAAGGUGUGCGCCCUGAGGACAAACUGGCAGACAUGGGCUCCCCAGCAAAGGCUGAGGUAGCAGCUCCUGCACCCGAAGCCGCCCCAGUUGAGGAGGCAGCCGCCGAGUCUGUUCCCGCUCCUGCAGAGGCCGCUGCUGAGGUGGUCAUUACUGAGGCUCCAGCAGAGCCAGCGGCCACUGAAGAAGCUGCCCCACCUGCAGAGGCUGUCCCUGAAGCUGCAUCGGAAGUUGCUGCCGAAGCUGAGGUGGUCGCAGUCGAGGUGGUCGCAGCCGAGGCCCCCGCAGUCGAGGUGGUCGCAGCCGAGGCCCCCGCAGUCGAGGUGGUCGCAGCCGAGGCCCCCGCAGUCGAGGUGGUCGCAGCCGAGGCCCCCGCCGUCGAGGUGGUCGCAGCAGAAGCCGUCGAGGUGGUCGCAGCAGAAGCCGUCGAGGUGGUCGCAACAGAAGCCGUAGAGGUGGCUGAGGCCCCCGCAACAGAAGCCCCAGUAACGGAAGCCCCUGCAGAAGAGAGCACUGAGUCUCUGCCAGAUCUGCUCACAGCUGUGAAGAUCUUGGCCGGCUCCACAGUUGAGAUCGCAGCAGCUUCUGUUGCCGAGACGAGUCUGGUGAAAUCUGUACUAAUAGAAGAUGGAAAAGGUCCGGACUCCUGCCUGGUGGUGGUGGAACCAGAAGUCAUGGAAGCUACCACAGAGGCGGUAUCUAAGGUAGCAGCUGAGGAGGCAGCUGAUGUAAUGCUCGAGGAGGAGCAGAAGUCUCCAGAGGCUGGUGAACAUGAGGCAGUGGCUGAUGCGGAAGUAGCAGAAGCUCCAUCUGCUGAAGAGGGGAUGACUGAGGAGACUCCUGCUGCAGCAGAGGAGGAAGAAGGAGCAACUGUGUCUGCUCCAGAUGAAGGUGAUGCUUCGGUAGAGGAGGUUGGAGAAGUCUGCGCUGAGGAUCAGGCGCCAGGCCCUGAAGCUGCUCCAGAGGAAGCAGUCUCUUCUACAGAGGCCUCACCUGGAGAUACACCUGAGGACAUUUCACCUGCUGAAGCCUCUGUCGAAGAAGCUGCAUCAGAGGCCUCAUCUGGAGAUACAGCAGAGGAUAUUUCAUCUGAUGUAGCCUGUGUGGAAGAAGCUGCAUCAGAGGCCUCACCCGGAGAGGCAGCUGAAGAUAUUUCACCUGCUGAAGCCUGUGUGGAGGAAGCUGCAUCAGAGGCCUCACCCGGAGAGGCAGCUGAAGAUAUUUCACCUGCUGAAGCCUGUGUGGAAGAAGUUGCAUCAGAGGCCAUUUCCCCCACUGAGGCCUAUGUGGAAGAAGAUCCAUCAGAGGCCUCACCUGAGGUUACAGCUGAUGACAUUUCACCCACUGAAGAAUCUGUAGAGGAAGCUGCAUCAGAGGCCUCACCUGAAGAUGCAGCUGCUGAGGCCACCACCACUAUAGAAGCUGCUCCACUGAAUGAGACGCCACCAGGCGAGAUGACACCUGCUGCUGAAACAACAGAUGAAGCCUCAGCAGAGGACACAGAUGAAAUGGUGUCCACACACAGUGAAGCUGCAGCAGUCGUGGACACAGCUCAGCUGGCCGCAGCCUCCACAGCAGGGGAUCUGGAAGUUCUUUCUGCUGCUGAACCAGAAUCUGCAUCAGAGGGUCCAGCACAUGAGGAGAAGCCCUGCCACUCCUGCCACUCCACUCCCUCAGCUGCAGAGGAGGUGGUGCCAGCCGCUGCUUUAGAAGAGGAGCUGAUCAGUGAGGUGGAGGUGGUGUCAGUCUUGGGGGGACAAAAGCCAGAGGUGUCUGUCUGGACUGUAAAAAGCUGCUCACUGAUGUAAUAGAACAGUUAAUAAGGCAGCACAGAGGCGAUGGUAGUGGUGACAGCCCAGUCGUGACCAGACAGACGGUGUGCCUUCCACAACUCUCGCCUGUCUGUCAGUCAGGCCCAGAUGAUGAUCCACAAGAAAACAACAUAAAGAGAACGAUAGCCACAGGUUUAACUAACGAACGUCUCCUUUCUGAAAAGUUACCACACAGUUUCCUCUGUUAUUUCUGUUACUGUCCAAUCUGUGUUAGCGUUUGUGAAAUGAUUCCCAUAACGUCUCUUGUCCUCUAGGUGCCACUGUUGCAAGGCUUUUCUUGAAAGGGACAAAAGUCAAUAGGCAGUGGAAGUGAUUUGUCAUUGUUAAAAUGGUGUUAGUCUCACAAUAUUUACAAGUUCUAUGUAAGCGUAAAACCUUCCAGCUGUAAUUAUACCAAACGAGAUGUGUAUUUUCCUCACUUUUGUCAUUGUACAGAUAAAGUUGCAGCCAUCAUUAUUUCAAGAGAUCGGUGUGGAGAAAAAGGUUCACUUUAAUGGGGAGAAAGCCGACAAAGUGUCGGUAGCCAUCUGCCUCGACCGGUUGAUGUGAGUGUCGGAAAAAUGGAGAGUAUAGGUGAAAAGAGGGGAGAGAUGACAGAGAGGGGGGAAGAAUAGAAACCAGGCACAAUUGUCUGUCAAACUGGUAUACUGGUUUAAGAUUAUUUAUGACCAUUAUACUUUUACUGAGACACUAAUUUUAAAGUAAUUGAUUGAUUUUCUAGGAGAAAUCAUGACAGAAAUAGAAGUGAAAACUGUUGCACUAUUGUUAAUAUUUCAUUUUCAAGGCAAAAAUACGUAUAGAUUUCCCAUUAUUUGUUGAAUAUCAAUUUUUUUGUGUUGUCUAUAUUUAUUUUCUGUGACAAAAGAUUGAUAGACAGACUAUGGGUUCAAAUCCAUACAAGUUGACUCGUACCUUUUCAUGAGAUCAUUUAAAUGAACAGUUACAUGCCUCCAGUUCUCUGAGAGUACCAGAUGGUUUGUUUUAUAAUUGUAGCUGAACUACAUAUAAUCAAAAAAUAACUAAACAUGAUGGAAUAUGUCAAGUUUUUUUUCUUAGUUUUAUUUCAUCCCGAUGUCUCUGUUGUCAUGAUUGUGUCUACAUAGGCACCUUAAAUAAAAAUGAUGUUUUAACCCUGA